Messenger RNA from Lobosporangium transversale, 1215 nucleotides. RefSeq lists its product as hypothetical. The transcript is spliced from 2 exons. Lineage: Eukaryota; Fungi; Mortierellomycota; Mortierellomycetes; Mortierellales; Mortierellaceae. The record is from RefSeq and is a predicted model, not a curated record. The coding region runs from base 176 to 1096 and encodes 306 amino acids.
UUUUGAUAUUUUCCUACUUUCCUCAUUCCUUAACUUUCUUCCAUUUCAGAUUCAUUGUUCACAUUCAACCCCUCUCAAGUCUGUUUUACGGAACUCGAAUAGUUCAAAACACGUUUAUCAUCCCAUCCUCUCUCCUUCCUUUUCCUCCGUUUUCCUUGCCUCUUGGAUCAUCACUAUGCCGAUAUUACGAUCCCUACCUUUGAAUUACACUCUUCGUCAACCUGCAAUAGAAACACGGGAAGUACCAGUAAUAGAGCAACAGCUUUCCGCUUCUGAACAAGCUCAAGAGGCUGAACGUGGUCAUGCUGUCCGUUUGGAAGAGCAGGACCUAGGUGAAUACUCUCUUGAACUCUUUCAGCUGCGCCUGCAGGCCUUACAAGAUCAUAUUACUCAACAUUAUCCUCCGACCUUCGUUUAUAUUGGCUCGUUGGUGUCAAUUCUGGUGAUCCUGUUGGUCUUUCUGACCACCCUCCUAACUCUUCAUGUCGAGGAUGGUAAACCAUGGGUGUUGGGAUUGAUCGUUAUUCUUAUCCUCUUGUUCGUCGCCAAGAUGUUGUUUCUUUCGAGGAUCGAGCAGGCUCAUAAACAUAUAACUACGUUCCUGCAGUCCUUUAAUGAUCAGGACAUGUCUCAUUACGGCGUACUCUACCGUAUCCGACCUAGCAGCAUUCAAUAUCCCUCAUCAUCCUCUCGUUGGAUUAUCCGACUUGUAUACCGUCUCAACCUUGGCCUUCCUUUAUGGACAAUAGAUUUGAUAACCUUUGAUCACAUUGAUCAGUAUUCCUUUCAGGAUCAUCCUGCACAAAAUCCACAUGCUUCAAUUGAAGAAAUUUUGGCUAGAGAAAAUGAGCUUCCUUCUUAUCGCUCCAAAGCCAACGAAGGUAUCAUCUCCGCGCAUCAACAAUCACAUCUGGAAAUUGUCCUGAGUGAGGCUCAACCUCCUCAGUAUAAUGAAGUUGUUUUGGAAGUGGAAACGCCUCCAGUGUCAUUACCGGCAUUGACAUCAACAUCAACAUCAACAUCAACAUCAACAUCAACAUCAACAUCAGCAUCAGUAUCGGUAUCGGCACCUGGUGCAUCAGCUAGAUCAGCUUGAGCUCUUCAGCACCCCCUUGACUUGACCUGGCUAAUUUUUGUAUAUACCCAACACAACAGCUCAUAUCGAGUAAUGGAUUCGUUAAAAACACAAUAUGUAAACUAUAGUAAAUAAAUCUU